Messenger RNA from Bipolaris sorokiniana ND90Pr, 437 nucleotides. RefSeq lists its product as uncharacterized. The coding region runs from base 35 to 250 and encodes 71 amino acids. The transcript has a single exon. The record is from RefSeq and is a predicted model, not a curated record. NCBI's taxonomy places the organism in Eukaryota, Fungi, Ascomycota, Dothideomycetes, Pleosporales, Pleosporaceae.
ACAGGUCAUUAACAACGAGGGACGAGCAUACCGCAUGUCUCUACAACGCAAAAUUCCGACAGCAAACAUGUCAUUGGCCUAUAUGAUGUUCUUGUCAAAGCGCGGCUGUCGACUAUAUCUGGGCAUUCUACAUAUUGCACCAACAAGGCCCGCUCCCACCACCGCUUCACCGCUUCAGCACUCGCCUUUGCCUCGAGCAUGUCCCAAACAUGCAUCCUACGACACUGGUCUACCCAGUCGUCUGAACUAAGAGUGUGUGCAAGAUAAUGACAGAUGUUGAUCGGUGGUUCGUUGCCGUGCGCUGCCACGAUGAUGGAUCCAUGAGAAACCUGAAAAAAAGUUCAUUGCACAGGAGAUAUAGGCGCGUCGCCCAAGCAGGACCCGCGAUGUAUGCGCAUACUACGCGAUGACUGUUUUGACGUUGGUGGAUACCAUCU